GUGAAUGAGAUUGAAGAAGAGUUCUUGUUUUGUAUCUCAGUUUCUCUCUUUUUUUUUAAAGACAAAUUUGAAAAAAAAAUUAAAAAAACACACAAGGGGGAAAGCAAAAAUAUCAGUUUGUACUCCAUGGAGGGUAUUUUAAUCUUUGCGUUGUGAAUUAGUAUCCGUGAGAGGAUACAGGCUUAUAGAGGCUGGGGUGUUUGUAAAUAUUUAUUUAAAUAAUUGUGUGUGAGAGAGGAGAGGAGGGCUGACUGCUGCUCAAGUGAGUGAAAGAGGAGGCGUUUCCUGUCUUUCGGGGAGCUGGAGAGAAGAAACCAGUGAACAGCCAGGUGGCUGAAAGCUCCCCAGGACUGAACUUCCGAAAGAAGAGAUUAAGGAUGGAAUUGCAGACAUUACAGGAGGCAUUGAAAGUGGAAAUACAAGUCCAUCAGAAACUAGUUGCCCAGAUGAAACAGGAUCCUCAGAAUGCUGAUCUGAAGAAGCAGCUACAUGAACUUCAAGCCAAGAUCACGGCUCUGAGUGAGAAGCAGAAGAAAGUGGUGGAACAGUUGCGGAAAGACCUGCUGGUGAGCAAGGAGCAGCCCGAAGUCAAACUCCAGGCCCAGCCGGCCCUGCCGCCCCCCCCGCCGGGCGACGGCAAGCACGCGCCCCCCGCGCCGGCGCCGACGGAGGCCAAGGCCCUGGUGCAGCCCGCCCCCGCCCAGCUGCCGCUGUCCCUGCUGGCCCAGAACGCCCCCGCGCAGCAGAAAACGGUGACGGUAACGCCGGUCAUCGCCACCAAGACUCUACCUCUCGUGCUCAAAGCUGCCGCCCAGACGAUGCCCGCCUCCGUCGUGACGCAGAGGCCCACUGUCGCCAUGGUGACCGCGAUCAGCAACACGCAGAAAACCAGCGCCAACACGGACAUGCAGAACGCGCCCAUCAAUCUCCAGACUUCCAGCAAGCUUGCCAGUCCCGGCACCGAGGCCGUGAGGAUAGUGUCCAAAAACGCUGUCACAUUAGUGCAGGCAACAACCACUGCCCACACUAUCAAAGUUCCUCAGUUUAUCCCUCCUCCCCGACUGACGCCUCGACCCAACUUUCUGCCACAGGUGCGACCCAAGCCCAUAACGCCCAACAAUGUGCCCAUUGCCCCCGCGCCGCCCCCCAUGCUGGCGGCCCCCCAGCUCAUCCAGAGACCGGUGAUGCUGACCAAGGUGACGGCCACCUCCCUGCCCACAGCCACGGGCUCCAUCCACCAGGUGCGCAUCAUGAACGGGCAGCCCUGCGCCACCAUCGCCAAAACCAUCUCUCCGGCGCAGCUCACCAGCAUCGUCAUCACCGCGCCGGGCACCAGGAUAGCGGGGUCGCAGACCCUGCAGAUCAGCAGCGCCAACACAGACGCCAAGACUGUUAAAGUUCAGGGCGGGACCGAGGACAAGUCGCCAGUGACCGUCUCUCCUUCUCCACCUCCUCCUGCCCCGGCUCCCCCCAAGCCCAAGCGAGAGGAUAACCCGCAGAAACUUGCCUUCAUGGUGUCCCUGGGAUUAGUGACGCACGACCAUCUUGAAGAAAUCCAGAGCCGGAGGCAGGAGCGCAAGCGAAGGACUACUGCCAAUCCUGUAUACAGCGGAGCAGUGUUUGAGCCCGAGCGCAAGAAGAGUGCAGUAACGUACCUGAACAGCCCCAUUCACCAAGGGACGAGGAAGAGAGGUCGCCCACCUAAAUUCAACAGCGUUCCAGAGCUGGGGUCCCUCACCCCGACCUCCCCCCCAUCCAGCCUGCCUUCAUCCCCGGCCCACGAAAAGACGGAGAUUGGGGGGUUUCACUUCCCAGUGCUCUCCCAGAAUCUCCCUCUGCCCAGUCCCAACUCCGGGGAUGGAGACAUCCAUGAGGAUUUCUGCACUGUGUGCAGGCGCAGUGGACAGUUACUCAUGUGUGACACGUGUUCACGCGUCUAUCACCUGGACUGCUUGGACCCACCCCUGAAAGCCAUUCCCAAAGGCAUGUGGAUCUGUCCAAAAUGUCAAGACCAGAUUUUGAAGAAAGAAGAAGCGAUUCCCUGGCCGGGUACAUUGGCUAUCGUUCAUUCCUACAUCGCGUAUAAAGCAGCGAAAGAGGAGGAGAAGCAGAAGCUGGUGAAGUGGAGCACCGAGCUGAAGCAGGAGAGAGACCUGCUGGAGCAGAAGGUCAAGCAGCUGAGCAAUUCCAUCACGAAAUGCAUGGAGACCAAGAACACGAUGCUGGCCCGGCAGAAGGAGAUGCAGGCCUCCCUGGAGAAGGUCAAGCGCCUGUUCCGCCUGGUCCAGGGCACGCAGGGCCCCACCAAACCCGCGGAGGGCGCCCAGGACGCGGAGGGGGUGGCCAACGGGACGGACGGCGGCGGCGGGGGCAGCAGGGAGGAGGACGACACGCGCAGCAACGGCAAAACCUCAGAGCCUUCCCAGCAGCCCGCUGUAACCCUCAGCAGCUCGGACACGAAAUAACCCCCCCCCCGCUGCCGCCACCGUCGCCGCCGCCAAGAGCAGAGGUCCUUGUGGGACGGGGAACGCCCGACGCUCGGAAGAGAACCCGCUCGCACCCGGAAGGUGCCUAAGUUGCCAAUCAAUAUAUAUACAUAUAUAUAUAUUUUUGUUGUCGUUGUGUAUUGUUGGACUGUGUCAACAGUAGAAUUGCAUCCAGAGUGCCAGCUUUGGGAAUCGAGAAAGGGAGGGGGAAGAAAAAAAGGGUGGCUUUUGUACCAGCGUCAUGCCAAUUGUUCAUUAAUUAAUUAAUGAGAAUAAUAAUUUACAAACAUCACACCAGUGUGUGCCUGCAACAAUCGCCAUGAGCCGCGUUCGGAGAUUAUUCCCGGGGGCGUCCUCGUUCCUUCGUUCCUCGGGGAGGAGUGUCCAGGUCGGAAAAGGCGUCGACGUGCCCAAGGACUGUUUAAAUCGCCGUGGAGUUCAGCUCGCGUCCCCAGCGCGGCUGUUGAGUUCCGGCGCGAAACCAAAAGAUCAGCAGACGGGGGGCGAAACGCCGGACAGUAUUUCUCGACGAGGGCUGGGGGAGGGGAGGGGGGCUCUCACGGAGGUAUUGCUGUCUUGUAGCUCACAGAACUGCGGCGCCGAGCGAGAUGACCAGCGAUCUCUCUCUCUCUCCCCCCCAACACCACCACCACCACCACUCUUCUCACACAGAACAGCAGGAGGGCCCCUCUGAGACAGCUUCACUCCUACACGGGAUGAACGUCCACAGCCGCCAGUACUGCUGGGGGGACCUGAUACACACAAGACAAACACUGACAGCAGCAGCACGUAAUGCUGAUCCUGCAGGAUUUAAAAAAAAAAAAAGAACUGGAAUCCGUUACAAAACUGACAGAGCAUCACCAGACCAUGCAUGGUAAUGUUUAUAGGAAAUAGUGUCAGUCCAAUAUAGUGAGUAUUUGUGAGUCAAGUGUGUCGACGUUCCUGACACUAAUAGCGAAACUGCAAGGACGCCAUCUCAAAAAAAUUAUUUAUUUCUGGGGAGUAUUUUUUUUAAUAGGAAAAAAUAUUCAGGUCUUCCUAGUGUUAUUUAAAAAAAAAAGAUCAAGAAAAUCUUUAAAAAACAAAAAAAGAAGAAAAAAAAGAAAAAAAGUGCUUUUUCUGUUUCCUAAAGUCAUUUCUAAUAAAAGGUGUUAGAACUGGAAUAGUUUCUGUAAAUAGUUUUCUUUUUUUUAAGAAAUGUUCUUUGUACAUAAAAUAUACUUACUGUCUGUUAAAUUCUGAACUGCCAAAUGCUAUUAUAUCCAAAUCCAGCAGGGAAGUGUCUUCUUAUAUCAUUUAAAAACAAUUAAAAAAUUCAAGAGGCUUGGUUUUCCAUUAAGUGAAAAGUUAAAUUAGGAGUCCCUGAGAGAGAGAAAAUGCAGACGGUUUUAUCUGAGUGUAUUAAAUGGAAAAGAAACCAAUUUAUCAGAAAAAUCCAUUUGUUCUUUUAGCAAUUGUCACUGCAAUGUAAAUAUGAAUGAGCCAGGCUGUUUUUACUAAGGUUUACAGUUUAUGGAUCUUGGCAAUUAAUUUGGGGAGUUGGGCUUGAAUCGUUCCCUGAAACAAAAGCACAAGCUUGUCUUAACAAUAAACCAUCUAAUAACA
Messenger RNA from Lepisosteus oculatus (spotted gar), 4091 nucleotides. RefSeq names its product PHD finger protein 21Aa (gene phf21aa). Gene Ontology annotation, biological process: negative regulation of transcription by RNA polymerase II. The record is from RefSeq and is a predicted model, not a curated record. NCBI's taxonomy places the organism in Eukaryota, Metazoa, Chordata, Actinopteri, Semionotiformes, Lepisosteidae. Gene Ontology annotation, cellular component: histone deacetylase complex. Gene Ontology annotation, molecular function: chromatin binding.